Molecule: messenger RNA, 9250 nt
Organism: Coregonus sp. 'balchen'
Lineage: Eukaryota; Metazoa; Chordata; Actinopteri; Salmoniformes; Salmonidae
Source: the annotation of a GenBank genome assembly
UCUAGAGCUCCGACUUUCCGACCCGAAUAUCACUGACGUGAUGAUUUGACCUCGUUUUCUCCGAGUUCUCAGUUGUCGUGAAAGCACCAUUAUAACAGCGUGCUACACAAAAAGUCGCAGCAAAUCCAUAUAAACUUUGAGCACAUAUGCUAACGCAGGUUUGAUUUUCGUGAAUAUACAGUACAUUCACACAUUCACUUGGGACAUGGCAGCGUGAAAGUAUGGCGGAUGCUGAAGAGCCGUAAGUAACGUUACCAAAAUAGAUAUUGUAGCUGACCGAAUUAUGCUGCUGUAAAACAAGCAUUGAACCUUCUUUUAUUCUCUAAUUUUUAGGGAGAAGAAAAGAAGGAAAAUAGAGGAGCUGACUGAGAAGAACAUUAACACGCAUCGCUUGCGGUACGAUUUUGGAAGCAUAAUGACCUUAUCUUUAAUAUCAGCGAGAAAUCAUUUUCAGAAAACAAAAGGUUAAAUUGAUGCACACCUUUUUAUAGGGUUAGUGUACCCACAUGGCCAUAUCUCCAUGUUACAGCGCUUGUUUACAGAUAUAAGACAGAGCCGACCAACUGUGCUAAUUAGUUAUCUUAAAUGUAACCAGGUAAGUGUAGUAGAAGUGUAGUUUCAUCAGAUGGAGGCACCCAUAGCUGUAUGGAUCUGUAUUAGAAGUAAUACAGUAAGUGUAUCUUUCUUAUUUCAAGGAUUCUUUCUCGCUGAUAAAAGUUAAGGUCCAUAUAUUUCGAAAGCUGUAUGCAAGCAAUGGUUAUUGGCGUUUCUAAACCUUAAAGCUGCAAUAUGUAACUUUUUGUGGGACCUGACCAAAUUCACAUAGAAAUGUGAGUUAUAGCUCUGUCAUUCUGAUUGCAAGCAAGUCUAAGAAGCUGUUCUGUUCACAAUUUAUAUGCUUCCUGUACUUAAGUUUCAUUUUUGGUUCUUUUACUUUCAGUUUUGUACACCAGCUUCAAACAGCUGAAAAUACAAUAUUCAGGGACGCAUGAGGUGCUUAAGGUACUUGAAUUUGGCACUCUGAAAUUCAAGUACUGGUAUACCUUAAAUCAGACAUUAUCUGAAGUUGGUACUUGAAAAGUACUUUAAUUAAAAUGAGAGGAAAACAGAAAAUGAUCAAAUAUGUUAAUAUGAUAUAAUUUCCAGGCAGACUACCAAGUUUUCUUUCCUCACGUGUUUUCGCGCUCUGGUUGCCAGGCGAGAUCGUUCAUGCCACCCACACUGGCACUCAGCCAGGCAGGUACAGAACUUAUUGAUUAGGCGCCGCCAAACGUCACAUCGAUAGCUAAAAUGCCGGGCAAAUGUAGAUUCAAGCCUGCCUGGCAGGAUAUUGAUGUUUAUGAAUGGGUUUUGCCAGACCACAACCAGGGAUGUUGUGAGGGUAAAUGCCAAUUACACACCUUUUUAUUUGUGAAAUAGCGUUUACUCACCUUUUUUUUAUUUAGUUAAUUAUCGUUUACCCACUUAUUAUUGUGUUCCCAGCAUUGAUCAACACUCAAUGCAACAAUUUCAACGAUUUUACUGAGUUACAGUUCGCAUAAGGAAAUAAGUCAACAUCAUCAGUACUGACUUACCACAAAUGUAUGUAGUAAAUAAAUAGUGGAACACGUAUUAUUGAGUAGGACUUGUAAGGGAGUGAUGUAUAGUAAGUUAUACUUUUUUUUUCAUGAGGUUGUGGCGAUAUACUACCAUCUGUUGGUGACUAGAAACAAUUGCAUAAUAGGAACUAUUACAAAUUUAUGGUCCUUGAUAAUGAAUAUUAGUGCUUGAAAAAGUACUUAAAAGUCCUUGAAUUUGACUUACCACUGUCUGUACGAACCCUGAAUAUUUUUGCUAAUGGAAAAUAUAUUUCACAGCGGUUUAGAUGGUACAAUGAUUCUCUACACUGUACUUGCUUGUUUUGUCACAUAAACUGAAAUUAGGCGACCUAUUAGAAUUUUAGCAACCAGGAAAUGACGGAGCGAUUUCUGCUUAGUACACCUUUUAAAACAGCAUCGUGAUUGUAGUUGACAUGAGCCAGUCGUGGGCGACGCUAACCGCUGAGAACUGUAGUAGGGAGAAUGCAAAAUGCCGCCUAGAGUUUUCGAGAGCUAUUAUGGUAGCCAGCUAGCUUCCACUAGCUAGUUAGCAGCAGCAACAUCUGCUGCCAAUGAUUAAAUCUGCAGCCUGAAUUUUCACAUAUGAUAAUCAAAUAAUUUAAUAGGUACUAGCUUGCUAGUUAGUUAGCUAUACUAGGGAAAUCAUCCUGAUGUUAAUGUACAUGUUACAGACCUGUGUCUACCUAGCUAGCUAUCUAGUUUUGACUCAUCACACUUGUGAUAAUGGUUUGAAUGAUUUCUCAUUUGAUAUGUGCAGCAGAGCACCUUUGUGUUCUCUGUGUGCAGAAUGGCUGUAGAUGGAGGAGACAGUGGAGACUGGGAUGGCCGAUGGAACCAUGUGAAGAAGUUCCUUGAGAGACCCGGCCCAUUCACUCAUCCUGACUUUGAGCCAAGCACUGAGGUAAGGAAGGAAUAACUAAUAGAUAACUAAUAACAUUUCCUUUAUUUAGGGGAUAGAGAUAAGCAUUCACCAAACCAACUCUUUUAUGUUCCCAGUCCCUUGGGUUCUUAUUGGAGACAUGCAAGAUCCUGGUCAUUGGAGCUGGAGGACUUGGGUGUGAGCUGCUCAAAAAUCUGGUAUGAGAGAUUAUGUCCAGCUUCCAGGUGCAAAUGCAUGCAAGGCUUUUGUUUGUUAUCUUUGUCUGUUUCUGCACUUCAAUAUCUUAAAGUUGAACUGACAGCAUUUGAACUACUUUGCAUAUAUGCAAUUCCCAGUUUAUGCUACAAAAGAGAGGUUUUAAAAAUAGGUUCUAUUUGACUCAAAAUUCCAUGACGUACAGUAAGGCAUUGUUGGCAGUAUAAAUGGAUGGACUUCAUUGCUGUAUAAUAGUCCAAAAAAUAUUGCUAUCAGGUUGGGCUCCUGAGUGGCGCAGCGGUGCAUCUCAAGUGCUAGAGGUGUCACCACAGACCCUGGUUCGAUUCCAGGCUGUAUCACAAUCCGGCUGUGAUUGGGAGCCCCAUAGGGCGCACUCAAUUGGCCCAGCGUCGUCCGGGUUUGGCCGGGGUAGGCCGUCAAUGUAAAUAAGAAUUUGUUCUUAACUGACUUGCCUAGUUAAAUAAAAUAAAAAAAUAUCACAGAUGGCCUGGUCCAUUGUUUGCUGCCUCCACCCAUUCAGAUUUCAGUUUCAAUGACUCAAUAUUUUGAACAAAAACGGACGACUGUAACUAAGGCUGGGAAUGUCAAUACAAUCAAACUAUCAAGGGAAAUGAUCAAAAGUCAGUCAUAACGUGGCUAAUAGGCCAGCGCUCGUGUCAAACACAAGACCCGUGGGCCGAACAGGACACACAGUAUAAAUGAGUCAACAGUUGAAUCGUUUACUUUAUGAAAUUACAGCCUGAUGCACUUACUCGCAUAGGUCUCGUUUACAGUGUGCAGCGGAGGGAAAGUCUACAGGCAGACAUAUGGCUAGCUAGGCUACUAAAAUGUUCCAGUCUGGCUUUGGCUUUUAAAGCUUGACAGUGAGUACGUUUACAUGCACACUAAUAAUUUGAUAUUAAACUGAUUAUGGCAGAAGGCCGAGUAUGGCGUUAGUAAACACCUUACUCUGCUUAUCUUAAUCUGCGUAAGGUCACCCACUUUUUUGGUGGCUACAGCUAGGGAUGCUGCUGUCUUUUCAUUAACUAGCAAAACAUGUGAAUUGUUUUGCUAGUUACUAUUCCCCAUUGUUUAUCAGUGUAAUUUUGACAGCCAACUAGCUGAACAAGUUUGAGAGGGUUUAUCUAAUAUUCCUUAGUUAGAUUUUAGCUCAUCUCGCUCUGGCUAGCAUUAGUUGUUGAUGUGCAUAGGCAACUGAGGGAGAGAGCCUACCUUUUCAUGGUUGUUUGAUCAAUAGGAUUGUGACGUUCCCAAAUGUAAGACAACUCCCGUGGUAUUUACAUAUUUGCAGAAAUCUAUUCAGGUGUAUUUAUUUUGGGCUUUUGGCGAAUGCGUUCUAAUGAUCGAAAGUCGCGUUGUUGCUACUGCCUGUAAACACACAGUCCAGUUCAAAGUGAAUGAUGGCAGGCCUGUGUAGCAAAUGGCUUAUUUGCAUAUAGACCUACUGUAGCUCUGAUUGGCUAUGGUGCACAGGUCUGCAUAGACUCCGGUCCUGGACAAGACCAAUGUUUUUAUUAGGUUUUAUUUACUGCAGUGUCUAUUAAUUGUCCAAACGCACGGCUGCUUUCCCACUCAAUAUUGCUAUAGAAUUCUCACAAAUCCCUUACUAUACGUCAUUCCCAAACAUUCUAUGAAUUUAUGGAAAACAACCAUAUCUAAUUGCUCGCUUGUCAGAAAAUGUAAGAAAAUGCGUCAUAUUCUUCCUGGGGGUGUAUAUGAAUAAGAUGUAAUGUUGCUAAAAUGCUGUCAGUUCUACUUUAAUGUGUGGUUUUGCCUUGUUCUAGGCCCUGUCAGGUUUUCGUCACAUUCAUGUUGUUGACAUGGAUACCAUUGAUAUCUCCAACCUCAACAGGCAGUUCCUUUUCAGGUUUGGCUUGCCAUUUUCCCACCUUCUCCUAUGGCCAUUCAUCUAUUACUUAUGAUGAAUAACAACCUUAGUGUGUUCACGGUUGAUAGAAAAAAACCUACUGAAAGAGAGAGUCUUAAGAGUUUACUGUUAAACACACACAACUCAUCUGUAUACCCUGUUUAGGACCAAAGAUGUUGGACGGCCGAAAGCAGAUGUGGCUGCUGACUUUGUCAAUAGUCGCGUCCCUGGAUGUCGAGUCGUCCCGUAUCCUUUGCAACUGACGUGUUGAAUACCGGAGUGUAGGAUUACCCCAUACAAAUUAUUGCAUUACUAAGCUUGAGCAUGUGAACAUUUGUAGAAGUAUCUUCUAUUAUUAAUGUUUCUUAAAUAAUAUCCUGCUCAGACACUUUAACAAAAUCCAAGACUUUGAUGAAUCUUUCUACAGACGUAAGUGCAGACUUUGUGUACAUUAUGGAGUUUUCUAAAAUCAUUUGUACCUAUAACAAUGGCUCUGACACACAUUUUCUUCUCUUAUUUAUAGAAUUCCAUAUUAUUGUUUGUGGAUUAGAUUCCAUCAUCGCCAGGCGUUGGAUGAAUGGCAUGCUGGUAUGUCUUAAUAUAAACUAUAUGCUAUGUGGACUGUGUGUAUAUGUCAGGGUUUUUUCUGGAUUAAAAAGGGGCUUAGGUGGUGGGCAUGGAAGGUGGCGUGGCAGGGAGCGUGGCAAUGGGCACGGUCGGCACAGCUGGAUUUGAGAAAUGUUUAGAGGCCCCAAACUUGGCAGUGUAGAGAAAUGUUGGAAUAUUUAAGCAAAUUUCCUGCAAUUCUACACAUUUCUCCAUGGAGCUUAGAGAAAUUGUUUGUUUUAAAGCUAAUUUCCUGCAAUUCUACACAUUUUGCAGACUGCCUAGCUUUUAUUUUGGUGAUUGUUAGUUCUCAAAGUUUAUAUAACAGGUCCAUUUAUCUUUUAGACAUGAUUUAUAUCUGGUUUUAGUCAUUUAAGUUUACACUGAAAGCGUUUAUCCAUCCCGAUAAUGUAUUAAUAAAAACGCAAGGAUUUCAAUGGCAGAAAAAUCCCUGUGUGUAAAACGUCAGUUCUAAAUAACUGAAGACCCCAUUUACAGAUAUCUCUCCUGAGCUACGAGGAUGGUGUUCUGGAUCCCAGGUCCAUCAUCCCCCUCAUUGAUGGUGGGACGGAGGGUUUCAAAGGCAACGCUCGGGUCAUUCUGCCUGGCAUGACUGCAUGCAUCGACUGCACCCUGGAGCUCUACCCACCACAGGUGCUCCAAGCUCUCUCCGAUCUGCCAAAUAUAUCUGCCAUUUUUAGUGUACUACUUCAGUAGACUAUUUAAAUGUUAAGUUGGAGAUUGAUUUGUGUUCUGCAGCCAUUUUGUGUUGCUUAUCAGUGAUAGCUUUGGUGUGUGUGUUAAAUUGUUUGUGUGUUGUAUAGCCUAAUUUGUUGUAUUCUUUUGGUCCAUAGAUUCAUUUCCCCAUGUGCACCAUUGCGUCUAUGCCGCGGUUGCCAGAGCAUUGCGUUGAGUAUGUCAGAAUGCUACAGUGGCCCAAAGACAAGCCUUUUGGAGGUACGUCCAUGAAUAACACUCUACUCAUUAUUACAUGUCACAUCACCUCUUGAUUGCAAUCAAAAAGGUCAGAAAAUUAUUAUGCUGUAUCACCCGUCAUAAUACCUCCAUAACACUAUCAUAAAGAUUGACAUAAUACCUAUUAUAACAGUUGUGGGGGCAUUAUGUCCAUCUAACGGUAUAGUUUGAAAUACAGCAUUGUUUUUUGGCCGUUUCUGCCCUGGCCGAUUGCAUCUUGAUUGCUUUUAGAAAGAGCAGAAACGGCCAGGAAACUGGUAUAAAAAAUAAAAAAAAAGGUUUACAAAAAUGUGUUAUUAAGGGAAUAGAUAUACUGAACAAAAAUAUUAACACAACAUGUAAAGUGUUGGUUUCAUGAGCUGAAAUAAAAGAUCCCAGAAAUGUUCCAUAUGCACAAAAAGUUUAUUUCUCUAAAAUGUUGUGCACAAAUUUGUUUAGAUCACUGUUAGUGAGCAUUUCUCCUUUGCCAAGAUAAUCUAUCCACCUGACAGGUGUGGCAUAUCAAGAAUCUGAUUCAACAGCAUAAUAAUUACACAGGUGCACCUUGUGCUGGGGACAAUAAAAGGCCACUCUAAAAUGUGCCGUUUUGUCACACAACACAAUGGCUUGCUGACUUCAGGAAUGUCCACCAGAGCUGUUGCCAGAUAAUUUAUUGUUAAUUUCUCUACCAUAAGCCGCCUCCAACGUCGUUUUAGAGAAUUUUGCAGUACGUCCAACCGUCCUCACAACCGCAGACCACGUGUAACCACGCCAGCCUAGGACCUCAUCCGGCUUCUUCACCUGCGGGAUUGUCUGAGACCAGCCACCCAGACAGCUGAUGAAACUGAGGAGUAUUUCUGUCUGUAAUAAAGCCCUUUUGUGGGAAAAAAAAAACCUCAUUCUGAUUGGCUGGGCAUGGCUCCUAAGUGGGUGGGCCUAUGCCCUGCCCAGUCAUGUGAAAUCCAUAGAUUCGGGCCUAAUGAAUUUAUUUUUAUUGACUGAUUUCCUUAUAUGAACUGUAACUCAGUAAAAUCGUUGAAAUUGUUACAUGUUACGUUUAUAUUUUUGUUCUGUGUGUGUGUGUGUGUGUGUGUGUGUGUGUGUGUGUGUGUAUGUAUGUAUGUAUGUAUAUAUAUAUAUAUAUAUAUAUAUAUAUAUAUAUAUAUAAAAUAUUUUUUAUUAUGAUAUAUUUUCCUUCUUUGUUUUCCUCUAAACCUACCACCCCUCCCCUAAUUGGAGUAAAUUAAUGGACAACAAUACUCAGGCUUCUACUUCCAGCUUAUACAUACCAAAUACAUUUUACGGACAGUAUAUUUUACAUUAGUUACCUUUUGUUUGUUUUUAGUCCCAGCCUUCAGCUACCCUCAACCUCUCCCACCUACCCCUCCCCAAAUUGCGGUAUUGCCCAAUGUGCCUUUAGGUGGUCAUAAUUCCUUCAUAACACUAUCAUAAAGAUCAACAUAAUACCCAUUAUAACAGAUAAUGGCAGAUAAUGACUGUCAGGCUCUUGUCUGUCCCUCAGAUGGUGUUGGUUUGGAUGGGGAUAACCCUGAGCACAUCCAGUGGGUGUUCCAGAGGGCCCAGGACAGAGCUGCUGACUACAGCAUCACAGGAGUCACAUACAGACUCACACAAGGUGAGGAGAACCAUACUGUAACACCCUGUCCUGAAGAUGGUAAAACUCAUGUUUUACCAGCUUUCAGUUAUACAAACUGUAUAGUACAAGCAACAUUUGCUUUCAAUUCCAUUUUCCAUUUUUGUAACAUUUGAGUUGAAGUUGUAUUGACACCAACUCCCCCGCUUACAAGUAUUGGUUGCCGAAAUCUGUGAAAAGUACAGUUAAAGAUUUAUUUUGACAUGGUUUUGCCUCAGGUGUCGUGAAGAGGAUCAUCCCUGCUGUGGCGUCAACUAAUGCUGUAAUAGCUGGUAGGAAACCCUUAUUGACUGUGUCAUUGGGUUUUAUCUUGAAGAAUCCUAAAUUGAUUACAAGUAGCUACUUUUUUACAUUUAGGUUCAAGUAAAGUAUAACUUAUUUUACCUUUUUUUGUUGCUUUGUAGCUGCCUGCUCCACAGAAGUUUUUAAAAUAGCUUCAAGGUUAGUACUAUGAAUCAUCCCUUUUCCACAUGAUGGACUCACUGGAGAGAAGGUCAAUUUCAAACUAGGUAUCAUAUUCAUAUUACCCUUUUCUGACUUUGCAGCGCUUAUAUUCCACUGAAUAAUUAUCUGGUAUUUAAUUCUGUGGACGGACUGUACACCUACACCUUUGAGGCAGAGCGAAAGGUUAGUAAUGUAUUGGGUGUACCCAGAUGAGUAUCCUUAAUGGAUAUAUUUUUGCCCAUUUUAUUAAGGAGAACUGUAUUAAUGUUACUGACGGUGCUAUUGACACACAAGGCUGUAAAGGGGAUGGUGUGGUGUCAGGCUACUUGUGCCUUCAUGUUCUUGUUUGGUCUGACAGGAGAACUGCUCAGCUUGUAGCCAGGUGCCCCAGGAUCUACAGUUCCCACCCUCUGCCAAGCUACAGGAGGUCCUGGAGUACCUGACGGAGAACGCCUCCCUGUGAGUACAUCUGCUAGUAGCCAGAUUGACUGAUAUUGACGUCUGUCAUGUCUUCACACAGAAUAGGCUGUUUUUAUGGUUAUUGAAGUGUAAAUGUGAAGUUGUCGUUGUUAACUUUAAAACGUUCUUGUUUUCCAGACAAAUGAAGUCCCCAGCCAUCACAGCAACCCUGGAUGGGAAAAAUAAGACACUGUAUUUACAGACUGUAGGUUCAAUUGAAGAAAGAACUAGACCAAACCUUUGCAAAACCUUGAAAGGUAAGAUGUUUUUUUUUUUUUUUCCAAAUGCGUGCAUGGUAUGUGUGUGGUAGACUAUAUAAAUCUAUGUGUUUGUUUCGGCCAUCUUGUAAAUGUAAUGUUGUGGUGUUGCAGAACUGGGAUUGUCUGAUGGACAGGAACUAGCAGUGGCGGAUGUCACCACACCUCAGACUGUCCUCUUCAAGCUGAAACUCACCUCUUAAAGGGGUAGUGCAGUCAUAAAUAUGAUUUUCCUAUGUUUUAUCUAUAUUUCCACAAUGAGGUUGGAAUAAUUAUGUGAAAAUGAUAAUGCCAUUUUAGUGUAAGAGCUGUUUG